AAUGCACCGUAGGAGCGGAAGCGCCCGCCUACAGUUGCCGGCAGCAGUCCCGCGAUGGUGGGCGGCGGCGGGAUGGGGGGCGGCCUCCUGGAGAACGCUAACCCCCUCAUCUACGAGCGCUCUGGGGAGCGGCCAGUGACCGCGGGCGAGGAGGACGAGCAGGUUCCAGACAGCAUCGACGCGCGCGAGAUCUUCGAUCUGAUUCGCUCCAUCAAUGACCCGGAACAUCCACUGACGCUAGAAGAAUUGAACGUAGUAGAGCAAGUCCGGGUUCAGGUGAGUGACCCCGAGAGCACAGUGGCUGUGGCCUUCACACCCACCAUCCCGCACUGCAGUAUGGCCACACUUAUUGGCCUGUCCAUCAAAGUCAAGCUUCUGCGAUCCCUUCCCCAGCGUUUCAAGCUGGACGUGCACAUUACACCAGGGACCCAUGCCUCGGAGCAUGCAGUGAACAAGCAGCUUGCGGAUAAAGAGCGGGUGGCAGCCGCCCUAGAGAACACCCACCUGCUGGAGGUUGUGAACCAGUGCCUAUCAGCCCGCUCCUGAGCCUGAAUUUUUGCUCCCAGCCCCACGCAGGGCUCAUGGCCUUGUUUUCUUGAAACACUGACAAUAAGAAACUAACAUUUUGCAUUUUGUAAUAAACACUUAAUUUAUAUUCA
Molecule: messenger RNA, 659 nt
Organism: Physeter macrocephalus (sperm whale)
Lineage: Eukaryota; Metazoa; Chordata; Mammalia; Artiodactyla; Physeteridae
Gene: CIAO2B
Product: cytosolic iron-sulfur assembly component 2B
Exons: 5
Coding region: 55-546 (163 amino acids)
Biological process (GO): iron-sulfur cluster assembly
Cellular component (GO): cytosolic [4Fe-4S] assembly targeting complex
Source: RefSeq, a predicted model, not a curated record